AGAAGAUGAUUGAUCAAAUAUGAUAUUUGACAGGGUUGGGUAAAGGAAACAAAAAAUUUAGUCUUGUAAGUUUCAUGUACAGGGUAUCAUUCCAAGUUAAUGUCAGUAAGACAAUAGCAUAAUGUUGUGCUUUGUGCUAAAUGUUUUAUAAUGAAGUUUGUUAAAGCAGACACUAAAGACUUGCAUUAAAGGCACAGUUAAAAGUUAUAAAUAGUACAUGAAAAAUAUGGACAUAUAAUGAGAUAUAUGGCAAUGGAGCCCAGAGAAUAUAGUUUAGGAAGUCUUGUUUAAAAAUAACAAGUUAAAUUUCUGAACAAUAUAUAUAUGAAAAACUGAGAAAUAUGCCCAGUAUUUAACUUCAAUUUUCUUUAUAAAGGGCAUACCAUUCAUUAAUUAUUUUAAGCGUUUUAAUUUUUUUUACAAGAAAGUUACAUUCCAGUUGAAUUUUAUUGCAUAUGUAUAAAUUAAUACAAAUUUCAGAUCAAAUAUAAAGAAAAAGUAAAAGCUUACUUUUAAGAAUUAAUAAUUAAGACAAUUUGUAUAUUUUUGGUGAUAAAAAAAUGUUAGUAAAAGUUUUGCUGUGAAAAUUAUGUUUGUCAGGUUUAAGAAUUAGGUGAUUCCAAAUUUCACAUUAUAAGCUUAGUGGACUUAAUGGAAUAUAACUUACAAGAUUGAUAGAAUAUAAGUUUUUUUUAAAGGAUUUUUUCUUGUUUGAAAUUUAUUUUUAUUUGUUCAUUUUUGGUAUAUCUAUACAUAUUGAUAUAUGUUUGAUUAUAAUUUACAUGUAUGUUUGUCAAGUACAGUGGCAAGUAAAAAGAUACCAGUGGGGAAUAAAAUGUAGAUUAAUACUUCAAAGAGUUUAAACUUUUGCAGUUACAACUUAAAUCAAAUGAAUGAAAAGUGAAAUGAAAAUAUUAAGAUACCAAAAUAUAACAUCUAUAGACGGCAAGGAUUUUAUGCUGUUUGAAUGUUGUUUAUAUUAAUUAAAUAUAUUUAUUAGUGCAAUGCCACUGGUCUCUUUUUUUUUUCACAAAUCCUAUGUGUAUAAUUUUGAAAAUCAGUUUUGUUUUGACAUUCUUCUUUUGUUAGGGAAUGUGAUAGCAAAUAAGUGUCAGUGCGAAAGAAAAAAAAUAUAAAAAAAAUGACAUGUACCUGUAUCAACUUAACUGGUCAGUUUUACUUUAUCAUUACAGAAAAGAAGUUUAUGUUCUUUUAAAAACCAAAAUUGUCACAUGUCAUCUGGUCAAAUCAAUUUUUUAUGCAAUUAAAUAUAUGGCAGUUGUUAAAAUUUAAUCUAAGAUUUUGUCUUAACAGCAUAUAAAGAUAUUUGAAACUCAGAAUUAUUUUGCAGUUGUAUACCAUCAGAUUUGAAAGUAAAAUUGUAAGACUGACCAGCAUUGUAGAAAGUAUGAAAGUAAAUGUGAACAAAUGGUGUAAAUCUGGUUUGAAUUUUAUAGUUUAUUUAGGGUUACAAUUAAGUGAACUGGACAGUUAGAAUUAAAGGAACGCCACUGAGGUCCAAAAAGCAUAAAGGCAUAAGAUUUUUUAUUCUUUCUUUUUACACAAUGAAAAUGAUUAUUCUGAAAAAAUGAGCAGAUGAUCAGAAAUUUUGCACAAAGGUUAUUGAUUCAGACAUGUUUCAAAUAGUAAAACAAAUCUGUCAUGUCAAAAAAACCUAAGUGGAGUCUCGUUGAGGCCACAUAAGAAACUUGGGAUGGACAUGGUUAUUUUAUACCAGUAUAUUUGAUAUACUUCAUGUAUAUAGGAGGAGCAUUUUAUUUUGAUUUACUUUGUAAACUUACUAAAGCUAUUUCAUAAAACAAAAGCUCAAGGGCCAUGACUUUGAACAAAAUGUUUGUUUACGUGUCAGGCAUAUCUUGUAGGAAGAAAGUUUAUUUUAAGUAUUUUCUUUCAUUUUGUUAAAAUCUUUUAUUUUGUUAAAAUGAAAUUUUGAAGAGCGCAGAAGCUUUUGUGUUUAAAAUAAAGACAAUUGUUCAUUCAGGUAUUGCCCUGAACUAUUUAUGAAUGAUAGAAUCUAUACAGAUUGAUGAUAUUUUGUUACAGAAAGAAUCUAUACACAUUGUUGAUUUUUUGUUUGUCAGAAGUUGUGUAUACAUCUGAUAAUAUAAAUAGAUAAAUUUCUAAUUAAAAUGCAAUGAAGUAAUAAUAUGUAUAUUAGAACAUGCACUUAAUGCAUAUUGGAGACAGACAUGUAUGUGUCAAGACAAAAGUUGGUAUUUUUAACUUCUGUGCAUAACAAACAUAUUGUGAAUUUAAAUAUAUUCUUAAAAUUUUUGUUUGAUAUCCAAAUUAGGAAGUUUCUAGAAGCAGGAGAAUUAAAAUUUUAAGUAAUUCAGUUAACAUGUUUUCCCCUGUUUUUAACAUUGUUACUGAACAAAAUUUUUGGAAACAAAUCUGAGGUCUUUUUUUUUCUGAGGUCUUAAUUUUGCAUUAAUUGUCAAAUUCUGUAAAAUCAACUUUUUGUUAUCCUUAUUUGAAAUGAAUUUUUAAAAAAAAAAAACUGUUUGAAAUUAAGUUUUAAAAAAUUUUUUUUUUUUGAAAAUAUAAAAUAGUCAUAUAGACCAAUAACAGAAAAAAAUGUUAUAGUUUAAAAAAAUAUAGUUUAAGAAAUAAGAUAAAAAUAUAGGGUACACUGACAAGAGACAUGAAGACCAAGAAGUUGCCGGUUCCCUGCAGUCUGACUCUUUAAGGUCUGGCUAUUGGACGCAAGUUCAUCCACCUUCUCAGUUUUAGGAAAGAAAAUUUUUAAGCCAUCUUUGGAUAGGACAUGAUUUAUUUCAGUCUUAUUGCAUUUUGUUGGUUUAAUUAGAAAAAAAAUUAUAUUGUUGUGUGAAUGAAAAGUGUGAGUGAAAAUGUUUCAGGACUUUUGACAUGACUGAUAAAUAUAUAUAAUAAAAUAGAUGGCAUGUUUUCAACUUGAACUCCUAGAUAUGGACUAAGGGGACGACACAUUCCGCUCGCAACAACACUCAUUAGGGCAACUAGAGGGAUCGAGGGAAGAUGGCAAAGACAGGGGACGAUUGUUACUUCUUCUACAACCAAACUUGUAUAAAGGGAGAAUUGUGUCCAUACCGACACGUCGAGGAAGCCAAGGGUAGUACGGUGACUUGCGAUAAAUGGAGAAUGCAUUUAUGCAAGGCUCUCCCGUGUCCUUUACGACAUAUGGAGUUACAGCAAAAUGUACCAUGUUUUUAUGAGACUCAGCCAGGGGGUUGUACCAGACCAAACUGUGUGUUCCGCCACAAGUUCAGUAAACAACAGACUGCCCCACCAGGACCAGUACCCGUUUCAGUCGCUCCAGUACCGGCCAGAAAUAUCCUCCAACGGCCACCAGUUUCAGCGGGACCAGUACCAGUAAUUUACAAUCGCCCUCCACCACCACCACGCCCUGGUUGGCAAGGUGCGGGCAUUGGACCGGCACAGAUGUUCCCAGGGCCACCUAUCACUCGACCACCUCCUGGGUUCCCGCCAUUUCACCCAGGUGCUUCUCUACCACCAGCAAGUGUUCCAUUGAUGCAGAUUGAUCCUGUUAUAAUUAACCCAAAUGAAGAGUCUGACCAAGAUAGCAUUAAAGGCUCACCGAUGAAAGUUGUAACAAGAGUACAGCCCACAGUUCCACCUCAUACACAAAUACAGUCCAGUAAUCCUUUGGAUUAUUUUCUAAAUGCCAAACCUUGGGUUGAUACAAGCCAAAGAAAUGUUUAUAGAAGAUCACCUAGUCCCAUUCUGAGGAGGUCACGUUCUAAAAGUCCUCGUAGGUCUUUGAGCCCACGUAGAUCUGUAAGCCCACGCAGGUCCCAGAGUCCGACUCCAGUGAGCAGACAGAGGUCAUUAAGUGCUGAGCGCUAUAGUUCCAGUAUAAGGCGACGAUCAGGAAGUUUAGACCGGUCAAGGAGUCCAGAGUGGAGAGAUAGCAGAAGAUUUGGCCGCAGGUCAAGUAGAAGUCCUCCCAGGCGAAGAUCCAGAAGUCCAAAUCGUGACAGGGAAAGAGGUAUACUGAACAAGUUCCGACAAGGGGGCCGGGGUCGGAAACUACAGGAGGUGAAAGUGACAGGAUCUAAAAUUAUAUCCAUUAAAAAAGAUAAGAAACAAGAGAAAGAGGAGGAAGAAGAGAAGGAAAAACAAACAGAGAAGAAAGAAGAAAAAGUGGACAAAGUGAAAAGUGAUCGCAGUAAAGUUGUCGCAGACAUUGUGAAAGAGGACGUCAAAUCAUUGGAAGAUAUUUAUAGAGAACGUGCCCUGCAAUCCUUGAUGGAUGCAAAACGAAAGAAAAUCCUUGAAAACAAGAGAAAAAGGUGGGAAAAUGUGGGGGCAAAGAAGGUAUCCGAGUCAGAGAAAUCCGAUAAAUCAGGGAAACAGUCUGGAGAUGAUGAGGACCAGUCCAAUGUUGAUGAAAAGGGAGAUAAUAAGAAUGAAGAAGUGGAUUCAAGUAGUGACUCUGCAGAUGAGGGAGGUGAUAACAAGUCAGAUAUUGACCUACCUGAUGAUAUAGAUAUAGAAAUUGGUGAAGGUGAUCUAGAAGAUGAUAAUGAAAGUGAGAAAAGUGAAUCUGAUAAGGAAUCUGAACAUGAUAAGAGAGAAGAAGACUUGCCGGUCAAGCACAAAAUUAAAUCAAAAAGUUCUGUAUCCAUACCAGAAAAGGCCUAG
Molecule: messenger RNA, 4668 nt
Organism: Ruditapes philippinarum (Manila clam)
Lineage: Eukaryota; Metazoa; Mollusca; Bivalvia; Venerida; Veneridae
Exons: 13
Coding region: 3022-4668 (548 amino acids)
Molecular function (GO): metal ion binding
Source: RefSeq, a predicted model, not a curated record